Molecule: messenger RNA, 3938 nt
Organism: Syzygium oleosum
Lineage: Eukaryota; Viridiplantae; Streptophyta; Magnoliopsida; Myrtales; Myrtaceae
Product: disease resistance protein L6-like
Exons: 5
Coding region: 45-3530 (1161 amino acids)
Biological process (GO): signal transduction; defense response
Molecular function (GO): ATP hydrolysis activity; ADP binding
Source: RefSeq, a predicted model, not a curated record
AGCAAAAAAGUUCGAUAUCCCUUCCGUAGCCGUAGUUUACAGGAAUGGAAAGUCCCGGAGGAAUUUCUCACUCCCUCAACGGUGAAUCGUCAUCAUCGAUCAAGGAUUAUGAGGUUUUCUUGAACUUCAGAGGGCCUGACACUCGCUUAACCAUCACCGACUCUCUCUAUGAGACCAUGAUCCGGGCCGGGAUACACGUCUUUAAAGAUGAUGAAGAGCUCCGUGUCGGGGAAGAGAUCGGAGGCGAGCUUGAGAGAGCAAUCUCCAAUUCAAAAAUCUACAUACCGAUCUUCUCUAAAGAUUACGCUUCCAGUAAAUGGUGCCUCCGCGAGCUCGCGUUAAUGGUGGAGCAUAGGAAGAGAGACAAGAAAGUGAUCUUGCCCAUCUUCUAUGAGGUGGAUGCAUCCGAUCUUAAGCUCAAAACUGGAUCGUACGGUCAGGCCCUACGCAAGCAUGAGAGACAGUCCGGUGAAAAUGUGGCCAAGCAGUGGGAGGGGGCCCUAAGAGAGGUCGCCGGAAUAAAGGGAUGGAACUUAAAAGAUCACGGCCAAGAUAAACUUAUAGCACUUGUUCUGGAAGAAGUUUUCGAAAAGCUGAGGUCUACACAGAGAAACUGGCGUGAUGGCUUGGUGGGAAUUCAUGAUCGGAUGGAAGCCGUUAUGAAGUUGUUAGGCCUAGGCACUUCCGGCGUACGAUUUGUUGUAAUUCACGGUAUGGGCGGUAUUGGGAAAACAACUCUUGCUAAGGCCAUCUUCAAGCAUAUUUCUUCCCAGUUUCAUUGUUCCAGCUUUCUUUUAGAUAUCCGUGCAGACAAUAUUUUAAGUCUGCAAAAAAAAUUAUUAUGUGACACUCAUUUUCCAAAAAUUACAAUUAUUGAUGCUGAUGUUGGGAUGGAAGUGAUUAAACGUGCAUUCAGGCAUAAGAAAGUCAUCCUUGUUCUUGAUGAUAUGGACAAGAGGGACCAGCUCAUGAAACUAGCUGGUGAGUCUAGUUGGUUUGGUUCAGGAAGCAGAAUUAUUAUCACAACUAGGAACACCUAUUUCUUUGCUACCGAAACCGACACCCUAGAUGACAAUAUCGUCCCACUAGGUCAUCGAGAUUUCUUUUUUUAUGAAAUGAAGGAAAUGCAAUUUGACUAUGCUCUUCAACUAUUCAGCAAGCACUCCUUCGAAAGAGACUCACCUCCACAUGAUUACAUCAGCAUUUCAAGUGAAAUUGUCAGAAUUACUGGAGGACUACCGUUGGCUCUCGAGGUCAUAGGUUCAUUACUCCAUUCACAAAGCAAGAGAAUGUGGAAAGACACUUUGGAGAAGUUGAAGAAAGUGCCCGAUCAGCAUGUCCAGAAAAAGUUGUUGAUAAGUUACGAAGAAUUGGAGUAUGAGCAACGACAAAUUUUUCUUGACAUUGCAUGUCACUGCAUUGGUGAAGAAAGAAUCCCUGCAUAUUACAUGUGGAAAGCUUGUGAAUAUUUUCCAAAAACUGGACUCUGUAUCCUUAUUCAUUUAUCGUUGAUAAAAAUCAUCGAGGAUGAUAGACUAUGGAUGCACGACCAACUCAGAGAUCUUGGAAGAGAGAUUGUUAGGAAAGAAUGCAUUGAAGUUCCUGGAAAGCGUAGCAGGUUGUGGUGUCCUAAGGUCGCCUUAGAUGUGGUUCAGUAUAACCGGGGAACAGAAAACAUUGUAGCACUCAAACUCACAAGACUUGCCAACGCGCACAAUUUUUUGAGUGGCGAAAUUUCAAGGCUGCCUAGUUUAAGGUUCCUUGAAUUAGAUGGGGGAAACUUUGUAGGAGACUUCAAAAAUCUUCUCUUGAAUCUAACAUGGCUCUCUUGGCAUCAUUGCCCUUCAAACCUACAUGCCACCGGUUUAUGUCUAAGGAACUUGGCCGUUCUCAAGCUUUCAGAGACCGACAUUACUGAAGAUUGGAAUGGAUGGGGACCAUGCACGGUGAGUGAUAACCUGAAAGUCAUAUAUCUGACUCGCUGCCAUUGCUUAACGACGACACCUGACUUCUCAAAGUGCGUGAAUUUGAAAAGAUUGGUUCUUGAUGAUUGUUGUAGAUUGGAAGAAAUCCAUGGCUCUAUCGAUCAGCUGGGGCGCCUAAAGUACUUGGAAAUCCGUAAGGAGAAACGUAUAACACUAAGAUAUCAUUCGUCUAAUGCUUUUGACGAUGUCAACGAUUUUUCCAUUCCUCUAAUACCAACCUCAAUUGGUGGUCUAAAAUCCUUGUCAAUGCUGAAGGUGGAAAAUCAGGAUCAUUUUAGUGAACUUCCACACUCAAUAGGAGAGCUACUAGGUUUGAAGCAUCUGACACUACGCAAUUGCACUAAGCUUAGAAAGCUUCCAGAUUCCAUUGGAGAGUUGAAAUCGCUCCUCUAUUUGGAUUUAUCUCGCACUCGCAUAUGUGGAUUACCAGAUUCGAUCGGAAGACUAGAAUCGCUACUCAAAAUGGAUCUAUCUCUAACACUUAUUGCAGAAUUACCCAAUUCUAUUGGCAAUCUUAGACGGUUGAAGUUCAUGUGUUUGGGUGGCACUUCAAUAAGUGAGCUACCGAAGAACAUAUGGACUCUGGAGAGUCUUGAGGAGUUGAUUGCUAGAGGUUGUCCACGUCUCAAAGGCGAAAUUCCAAUGGAAAUCGCGGGACUAUCCCAAUUGACGAUUCUUCACUUGUCCAGGACCGGAAUUAGUAGUCUGCCGAUGACAAUCAAUCGGCUUUCUAAUCUCCGAGAACUUGUUUUAUCGGAUUGUGACAGGCUUCAGACACUACCAGAUCUCCCGACAAGUUUAACAAAGCUAGAGUUGUCCUCUUCAUCGUUGCAGGCAGACGCCGACCUCUCGAACCUCAUUAAUUUACUUCAUCUGGACAUAAGUAAUUGCGCUUAUGACUUUCAGUCUUUCAAAACUAAACAGGGACAAAUUCCACAUCCGAACCUAGAGGGGCUUGGAAGGCUGCAUAAAUUGCAGAUGUUGAGGCUGGUUCUUUCCGAUUCCAACUUACCUCCAACUGACUUGAGCUCCCUUUCUCAGCUCCGGUCACUUGAAUUAACUUGUCCAGACCCACAGUCUUUGAUACGGCUUCCGUCCAGUUUAGAAGUCUUGAGCUUAGAAGAUGUGAGGAGACCAAUAGAAUGGCCACUGUUCUCCAACUUGGGCAAUUUGUCUGAAUUAAAGCUCUCUGGCUGUCAGUUAAGAGAGCUUGAGUUUGACAAUGUGCUUGGACAGCUGGAGAAACUCCAUUGCUUGCAAGUGCGCAAGUCUGAGUCGCUUGUGAGGCUAUCCAACCUAUCAAGCUUAAAGGAGCUCCAAGUGCUGAGCGUGGAGUACUGCCCGCAGCUAACCGUGAUCGAAUCCCAACCAUCUUCAACUGGAGAUUGCAGUUCCACGGAGAGGCCCAUUCCCGAUUCACGGAAGCUAGAGAAGCUCCAGUCUUUUAGAGUCUACUAUUGCGCAUCAGUGCGAAAGUUGCCUGCUAUACCAAAUGCGUGCGAUGUCGAGGUUUACCCAUGGAAAUUUUUAAAAAGGUCUGGAUGAGGGGCCGUUUUCGCAAAUGGGCGCUCCGUAAUUGAAUUGCCUGAUUGCCGAUGGUCCAAUUCUUCGCCGGCUAACGAGCAUGUGCAUGUGCAUGUCCCGCCAUCAUCCGCGCCCUGGACUGAGACAUUUUCGUCUGAUACUUGUCUGAGCCCCGAAUUUCCCAAAAAGAGCACAUUGAAGAAGAAGAAGAAGAAGAAGAAGAAGAGAAGAGUCGAGGACAUAUAAAAGAUGAGCAAUCGGUGUGGCCCGCCCAAGCACUGGAACUGCUGCGCCAGGAAGCCCAACGCCGGCGCUAAAAUCAACGAAACGGAAGUUGGACGGGAAGUUUCGGCCGUACUCCGAGAUAGCUGGAGUUUGCGCUCGAUGUGAAGAGUAGAUUGAGCGGAAACGCCGUUGCCGUAAGUAUAA